This is a messenger RNA of Alligator sinensis (Chinese alligator), 1090 nucleotides long. RefSeq names its product coiled-coil domain containing 136 (gene CCDC136). NCBI's taxonomy places the organism in Eukaryota, Metazoa, Chordata, Crocodylia, Alligatoridae. Bases 1 to 972 code for a protein of 323 amino acids. The record is from RefSeq and is a predicted model, not a curated record. Gene Ontology annotation, cellular component: acrosomal membrane. Gene Ontology annotation, biological process: acrosome assembly; single fertilization. The transcript has 6 exons.
AUGGAGCUCACGCCCUCCCCGUCCGUGGGCAAUGCACAUGGUGCAGGACGAGUUCAGCUCCCUGCAGGAGACCAAGGCCUCGGAGCUGGAGGAGGUGGAGCAGGAGCUGCAGGAGGCGCAGGAGGAGCUGCGGGGGCUGCGGCAGGCGCCCUGCACGCCAACGAGGUGGCCACGCUGCAGGAGCAGCUGUGCCGCCUGCGAGCCGAGCUGCACCGCGCCCACGUGCUGCGCGACGACUACGAGCUGGAGCUGGCCAGCCUGCGGGCCGAGAUCCGCAUGAAGGGAGGGCCCCGCGCCGACGCCGUGGCCCCCCGGGAGGUGGCUGCGCUCCAAGAGGAGCUGCAGGCGCUGCGGGGGCAGUACCAGGACCUGCUGGAGGAGUAUCAGACCCUGCAGGAGAGCAACAAGGUCAUGGUGCACCAGCUCGAGAAGCUGGAGGCUCAGGAGUACAGGGCUGAUCCCACCCCGGGCUCCCGCCCCAGGGCCAGGACCAAAUCGGAGGAGUCCACCAAGCUGCUGGACGUGGACGGGCCCCCACGGCGGUCCCGCUCUCCCCGGCGCGCCAGCCCCCGCCCGUCCAGCAGCAUCUCCUUCAGACCCGCAGCAGAGCGGGCGGCCGACGGCACCAGGGCCCAGAGCCGGGACGGCAACGAGGCCGAGGUCACCCUGCGCUUCCAGCUGCAGAGCGAGGGGGAGAAGGUGCAUCUGGCCCAGAGCAAGUGCGACGACAUGCAGGGGGAGCUGCGUGAGCUGCAGCGGCUGGACCAGGCCAGUCGGCAGGAGCGGGAGCAGCUGAUGGAGGAGCUGCGCCUGUGCCGCGAAGAGAUCCAGCGCCUCAACGGCACCGUGCCCUGCGGCGGGCGGGUCCCGGCCGGCGGGCUGAAGCCCAUCCUCCUCUUCGCCGUGGCGGCUGCCGCCUUGUUCCUGGUCCCCUGCUUCAAGAAGGCCUGCACCUGCUCCCUGCCCGCCUAGGUGCCCGUGUCCGUGGGCACCCCCACCCUAUCCCUCCCCGCUCUCCCCUGCCCCUGCGACGACGACAGCCGGAGACCCCUGUUCCAGCCGCCACCCGGCACGGACCGGCCACUCCCCC